This is a messenger RNA of Camelina sativa (false flax), 510 nucleotides long. The record is from RefSeq and is a predicted model, not a curated record. NCBI's taxonomy places the organism in Eukaryota, Viridiplantae, Streptophyta, Magnoliopsida, Brassicales, Brassicaceae.
AUGGACAAUACUAGAGAAACUAAGUUUCUUUUGUUUGAUAGCAUUGCUACUGAAAUCAUUGGAGAAUUUGCACCUUCUAUUCUUAGGGGGUCAUUGGAUGAGAUUUCGGAUCCUGAAGCUUUGCCAGAACCAAUCAAAAACUUGGUUGGCAAGACAUUUGUCUUCUUAGUAUGUGUGGAGCAAGAGAACAUUUGGGAAGGAAAGGAUUCCUAUAGGGUUACAAAGUUGCUCUCUAAGGAUGGACUACUAGAAGAAGAAAACAUUGAAAAAUCAGCUGACAUUGUUAACCCUGCUUCCAUUAUCUCUGGUGACCAGGUUCCACUUGCAUUGACUUAUAGUCAAGAAACUAAUGAGUCCAGUACACCAUCAUCAAAGUGUGUUUAUGCUCCUAAUGUUGAGGGAGAAGAUCAAGCAUCUUCUUCGAAGAAGGUCUGUGUUAAACCUGGGGAGAAUUCUGCUGAAGGAUUUGGUGUGAACGCGGCUACACUAACAUUUGAAGACAACAAGUGA